Molecule: messenger RNA, 474 nt
Organism: Eruca vesicaria subsp. sativa (arugula)
Lineage: Eukaryota; Viridiplantae; Streptophyta; Magnoliopsida; Brassicales; Brassicaceae
Source: the annotation of a GenBank genome assembly
AUGGUAGCUAAAUUACAAGUCAUCAGCCUCUGUCGUUCCCUGCUUCGAGCUGGACGUAAGUACCCUGACUACAACAUCAGGGAGUACACAAAGCGAAGGGCCUUGGAUGGGUUCCACAUGAACAAGAAUCUCACUGACCCGUCAAAGGUGAAGGAGGUUUAUGCUGAAGGUAAAGCACAGCUGGAGGUUGUGGAGAGGGCUCUCAAGGUUUACUUGGCGUAUCCUCCCAAGACCAAGAACAUCAUGGAACUCAAGGUUCAGUAGUAGGGGUGUGUGUUUUGUCAUUUUUCAAGCUAUUUUGUUAUUUGAUUAUUGGUCAUUUUGGAACUACCAUUUUGUACUUAUUGGGUUUUGAGUUGUGAUUGUGAAUAUGGUUGAUGAACUAGUGGUGUUUGAGUGGGAUAUUAUUGAUUCACUUGUAUUAUUUUCUUAUGGAAUAUUUAUUUAUGUGCUUUUUCUCUGAUCUUUGUGUCU